AAGCGACACUCGCGUCUCGGGCCGCAGUCCCUCCCAUUCCACGUCCCCAGCGCGUGACUCUCAUGGCAGCUGCGGAGGCCCGUCCCGACAUGGCGCUGCGCGAGGCCGCCCGGAGCAAACUGCAGAAGUUCGAGCGCCUCAGAGGCCAGGUCGUGAAAGCCGGGGAAUUCUGGGACGUGGUGGUGAUAACCGCCGCCGAUGAGAAGCAAGAGCGGGCCUACAGGCAGCAGCUCUCCAGAAAGCUGCAGCACAAAGAGCUGCCCCUGGGCGUCCGCUACCACGUGUUUGCCGAUCCAGCGGGAGCCAAAAUCGGAAAUGGAGGAUCGACACUUUGUGCCCUUCAGUGUUUGGAAGAAAUAUAUGGUGAUAGAUGGAAUUGUUUUACCAUCCUAUUAAUUCACUCUGGUGGCUACAGUCAGCGCCUGCCCAACGCGAGUGCUCUGGGAAAGAUUUUCACAGCUCUCCCUCUCGGUUACCCAGUUUAUCAAAUGUUGGAGUUAAAACUGGCCAUGUACAUUGAUUUCCCCUCCCACAUGAGCCCUGGCAUUCUGGUCACCUGCGCGGAUGACAUAGAACUUUAUAGCAUUAAGGAAACGGAUAUCCUGAGGUUUGAUAAGCCCGGCUUUACUGCUUUGGCUCAUCCUUCUGACUUGACGAUUGGGACGACGCAUGGGGUGUUUGUGUUAGAACCUUCAGGUGACUCUGAAUGCGGAGACCUGGAGUACAGGACUUGCCACCGUUUCCUGCACAAGCCAAGCAUAGAAGAGAUGUAUCAGGCAGGUGCUGUUGGCAGAAAGGGCACUCCUUCCCCAAAGAACUUGGCAGCAGGGGACCUUAGCAUUCCUAACCUGGACUCAGGCUUUGUCUACACAGAUAGCCUAUUCUACAUGGACCAUAAUUCAGCCAAAAAGUUACUAGCCUUUUAUCAGCAACUCGGGACCCUGACCUGUGAAAUUGAUGCCUACGGAGACUUCCUGCAGGCCCUGGGCCCGGGAGCCACCGUGGAGUAUACAAAAAACACAGCCAACGUCACCAGAGAAGAGUCAGAGCUGGUGGAAAUGAGAGAGAAGAUCUUCCAUCUUCUCCAAGGGACGCCACUCAACGUUGUUGUUCUGAAUAACUCCAAAUUCUAUCACAUUGGCACAACACAAGAGUGUUUGUACCAUUUUGCCUCGGAUAGCACACUGAGAUCCGAGCUUGGCUUGCUGUCCAGAGCCGCAAGCAUCUGUCCUGGGGACUCCGGUGAACCCCCCUGUGUCAUUCAAAGCAUAAUAGCCUCAGGGGGUUCUGUGGGCCCUGGCUCAGUGGUGGAGUACUCCUGGUUAGGACCCAGUGUCACAGUUGGAGCCAGCAGCAUCGUUAGCAGCUGUCACAUUCCUGCUAAGGUUGCCCUUCCGCCCAGUUCUUUCCUGUGUGCUCUAAGCUUACAGGUGAAUGGACGCUUAAUGUAUGCCACAAUGGCAUAUGGCGUGGACGACAACUUGAAACAGAAUGUAAAGGCGCUAUCAGAUAUCCAUGCUCUUCAGUUUUCAGGACUGCCACUCCUGGAGUGCUUAGAUCUUUGGGGCUUGAAAGCUACCGAAGACCUGUUCUCUGGCAACAAAAACAGCCUGAGCUUGUGGACGGCUCGGAUCUUCCCCAUGUGCCCAACCUUGAGCGAUUCAGUGAUGGCCUCCCUGAGGCUGCUGGGUGCUGUAAGGAGUACGUCACCAUUCCCCCUGACCAGCUAUGAGCUUCUGUCCAUUGAAGAAAUGCUUCUCUACAAAGAUGUGGAGGACAUGAUGAAAUGGAGGGAGCACAUUGCUCAAGAAAUCCGUUCACAGGCAUGCCACCCUGGUGCAUCAGAGGAGGUUUGGGGGGGUCCUUCCUGCACGUCCACUUUAAGCAACCUUACCUUCGAGGCUGCAGAGCCCAAGAAUUAGGUCUGUUUUUUCUUUGUUUCACUGAAGUAGAAAUAAUGGAAUUGCAUUAGCAGUGUUAUUGUAGCAUAACAUUAAUAAUGCAAAAAUACAGAUAAACCAUUCCUUUGAUGAAGGAUUUAAUGAAAUAUUUCAGACCUCCAAGUACAGAAAGGGACAGAUUUUCUGAGAACAUUCAUUACUCUUUGGGGAGCCUUUUGAAUAAGAAUUAACGACCAUGGACAUAUUAACUAGUGCAUUCUGGAAACAUUGUUUUUAAAAAUACCCAAACCCAGUAGUCAUUUCAGCAGCGUGGCAUGGCACAUCAUAAAAGAGCAUUUUAUUUUGUAUUUUCCUUUUAAAAAGGAUUUAGGAUUUAUAUAUAUUUUUGACUAAAUAAUGUCAUAAAUAGUUUUUAAUAUAAUUUUCUUCAAGGCUUAAAUGAGAAAGAAAGAAGGCAACUUUAGUGUCUCUUCUACUGCUUACAAAGGAUGUUGUUCUUUUGGUUCCAAUAAAAGCUCAAACUGCUUCUUUUCAAACACUCCCAACCUGAAAUGUAAUUCCAUUGAGAUGAACUAGUCAAAAGAUCAUCUCCUUAGGCCUAAUAGAUGCCCAAGAACCCUCCUGAUAACCCUUUAUCCUCAGAAACAAAGCUGUAGCUAGCAAAUUCUAAUUAAAUUAAUGCUCAACAAUCUGAAAUUGUUUUCAAGUAAGAAUUAACUUAGAGUCUUAGUGGUUCAGCAGUGAAGAGUCUCUUUUACCCAAAUGAAAAGGGAUGGCAUUUACGUGCUCAUGUGUAUUUUGAACACAUGAUUUUGUUCAAUCUCAGGGAAUUCUCCUUUGUACGCACUCCAUGAAAGGUGCUGCUAAGGAACGAUGGGUCAUUGGAAGGCCCUGAUUGUCGGCUAACACCAAUCUAUCCAUCUGUUUCAUCUUUUGUUUUUAAACCAUUUAACACUAAUGUGAAGUUGAUUCGGCUGAUCCACACUGGUGAAGGUGCUAAUCGGUGAUAAAAUCAGAAGCAAGCAGCAGGAAAUUAAAAAAAAAAAAAAAUUACCUGGAUAAAUAAAUAAAUAAAAAUUUACCUGGAUAAUACACAGAAGAAAAUCAUUCAGGAAAAUAAAUUUGGGUUAUGAGACCAGGUUACUUAGGUGUUCCUAUUGAACUAUACAAAGCUGUCGUAUCAAACUGUAGGCAAACUUGUUGUGAUUUUUAAUUACC
This is a messenger RNA of Dromiciops gliroides (monito del monte), 3119 nucleotides long. It is a transcript of the gene FPGT, whose product is annotated as fucose-1-phosphate guanylyltransferase. Gene Ontology annotation, molecular function: transferase activity, transferring phosphorus-containing groups. The record is from RefSeq and is a predicted model, not a curated record. The transcript has 4 exons. The coding region runs from base 63 to 1922 and encodes 619 amino acids. Lineage: Eukaryota; Metazoa; Chordata; Mammalia; Microbiotheria; Microbiotheriidae.